Messenger RNA from Ruditapes philippinarum (Manila clam), 959 nucleotides. Its product is annotated as CUB and sushi domain-containing protein 3-like. Bases 3 to 554 code for a protein of 183 amino acids. NCBI's taxonomy places the organism in Eukaryota, Metazoa, Mollusca, Bivalvia, Venerida, Veneridae. The record is from RefSeq and is a predicted model, not a curated record. The transcript is spliced from 8 exons.
AGAUGUUUUCUAUCAACGCAGGUAUGUCUUUGCUCGUGAUGUUUUUAGUUUGCAGUGUGACAGCAUUAAACAAUAAAACAUGUGAAACACCCGAUAAUCCAGAAAACGGGUUUGUAACAAUCAAUGAGGACGACCCUACAUUGGCAGUUUAUUCAUGUUCGUCAGGCUAUGUAAUGAGUGGAAAGACACAUAGAGUUUGUGAAAGUAAUGGACAGUGGAAAGGAAGUGCACCGGACUGUCGUUUAGAGACGACGGAAUCAUCAUCACAUUUAAGUGCUAUAAUUGGUGGAAUUAUAAGUGGAAGUGUCAUAUUAGCGGUAGCGGCUACUGUAAUCAUAUACUUGAUUAAGAAAAGAGAUGAUGGAAAUCGUGAACCAUGUAUCAGUCUCAAUUGCCAUUGGUGUCCACGUAACCGUGAUGAAUCUGAUCGCAGAGUUGUAAACCAUGCAAGUUUUGGCGACGGAUAUAAUGGGCAACAGUCAUCACAGCUUUCACUGCCAUAUUUCUUGAAUGGAAAUCGAACGGCGGCUAUUAAAGAACUUGGUGAAUAUUAAGUAUCAAAAUGAAGGAAAAAAAGUGAAACUCUUGAGAAAGAAAAGUUAUUGUUAAGUAUAUCUUUGAAAAGCGUGACACUUUACUAAAAAUUUUCAAUGCUCAAAACUUUAGCAAGUAUGGAAGCAUGCAAGUGGUAUGAAUGUGAAAAAAUAUUAUAUCAUUUCCGGAAUUUCUUUUUUUUCAUAAAAUUUCACUAAACUCGCAAUUAUUCACAUGUAUAGUAAAGACGAGUAUUAGAGAACAAUGUGUUUAUAAUACACCCUGUUGGAUUUUAACGAAUAUAACUGUAAAUUAUGCGGACAAGAUUACAUUAGUAUAUGGAUAUACAGCGUCUUCAAAUCAUUCGGACCGUAUUAGUGAUGUCUCAAAAAGUACGACCGAAUAGUUGCCAUAUUACCACUACU